Molecule: messenger RNA, 851 nt
Organism: Suillus plorans
Lineage: Eukaryota; Fungi; Basidiomycota; Agaricomycetes; Boletales; Suillaceae
Exons: 1
Coding region: 312-581 (89 amino acids)
Biological process (GO): Mo-molybdopterin cofactor biosynthetic process
Cellular component (GO): cytosol
Source: RefSeq, a predicted model, not a curated record
CCUCCAAGCCAAUCUGGUGGUGUGCGGAGUUACGGGAACACUGAGAACAUACGCUCCUACAUUAUUGCAUAAUUAGACUUGUAUCUUAGAUAUACUAUAGAGUAUACUGUGUAGUUUCUUGUAGUACUCGCUUGGACAUGCGAUGUGGGGAAUUGACGGGUCUAGAAGGCGGCCGUGAUUCAGCGUGUUCUACCUUGGAUCCACCUCUUUAUGGUUACGCAAGCAUCGUGUCCGUGUGCUAUUAAUAGAGAUCUUAGGAUGAUUCACCUACUAGGGUCUGCCUGGGGAAGACUAGGCCAAAGCCAACCAUCAUGAGCCAACCAGAAAUCACCGUUCUCUACUUUGCUGCUGCCUCAACAGCGACUGGCUUGACGGAACAAUCGAUUACCCUCCCUGCCUCGCAAUACCCACUCUCCUCAUUGAGCAGUUUCUUGGUGUCAUUGCAUCCGGACGUCGGCCUAGACAAGAUCCUUCAGUCUAGCCAAUGGAGCGUAAAUGCAGAGAUGGUGGACAACGUUGAAGAAGUGACAUUGAAGGGAGAAGAAGAAGUCGCUAUCAUCUGCCCUGUGUCAGGUGGAUAAGAUCGCCAGAAAUAUCUCUCAGAAGUCUCGUGGUACGUUGCAGGUGAGCAUGCUUCAAAGAUAAGACUAUAAUAUUCUCAUCGUGCUUUUACUUUCAACGUUUCCCCAGGAUGAGCUCAGGCCUGGAAUCAGUACUGGUCUUUUUAGCUGGUGUUCUCUUUGUAUCUUUCUACUCGGUGACACAUCAAAGUCCGUAUUCCAAAUCUCGUUUGAUGAUGGACGAUAUGGAGAAAGGAAUCAGCUUAGACAACAAACGAUUGCCAGCAUUCA